ACGACCCAGGUGGACGAGAAGGGCGCGUGGUGCGCGGAGUUCGCAGCGGAGUGCCCGUGGCGUGGCAGCAGCCGUCGUGGCAACGCACAGCUCGAAAAACAACCUGUGAUUUCGUUGGAGAGAGUGAGAAGAAAGCAAACAAUACGAUGAGCUUCCAAACUGGCAAAGAGACGAUCGCGUCUGCGUCUGCCGCGCCGUCCACCGCGCCGCCCACUGCUCUACCAGGCUUGCUUCACCGCCGUUACUCCGCGCCGGAAACUGUCAUGCGCAAGUACCGCUUGGAGCAACUGAGCGUUCAGGAAUUGAACAGCGCCCCCGAGGCGUGCCGCUGCGCCUUAAGUGAUGUCGAGGCCGGAUCCGCGGGGGCGGCACGGCGAGAGCGCACGCCGGCCCGUCGUUCGGCUCUGCUGCACCGGCUCCGCGGCCGCGUCACCUGCGCAUGCGCCUGCCGCUGCGCGCCCGCCUCCCGCUCGCUCGAUACCUCCCGCUCGGAGCUGCGCCCGACCUCUUCCGCUUCCGUCUCCGGACACACCUCACCGAAGCCGCUACGGUUCGAAUCCAGCACUAUACCGUCCCGACUCGGCGUUUCGUCUUCUGCCGAAAGAGACGCGGCGAUCUCAUCAUUUACAGAUAGAGACAUACGAAUUGGUUCUGCUUCGGAUAUGAGUUAUAGAGAUGUAUCGGAAACCGGUCUCCGACGUUCCGGAAUCACGACCGUCUGUAGCGAUGGCACCGGAGAAUGCCGCGAUGGAAUGUCAUUAGUAGAUUCGAGCGACACUGUCACGCUGCCCACAUGCACGACGAGAGACGUCACGCGGACGGCGUCCAUCUCGGCCGCUGCUCGAGCUGACAAUGUGCAACUCGGCAAUGUUCUUUCUAGGGAGAGUCCGCUGACGACUCGACCUCGAUCGUACGAUAUCCUCGAAAUCGUCGUCUCGGAGUCGUUGGAUACUAAUUACACUUCCGGCUCCAACGUGUCCUUAUCUGACAAUAUACAAAAUCGUCUCGAAAAAAAACCGCCAGAGAAAUAUAGUUCGUAUAAAGAUAUUUCAGGUGAAAAUAUCGACGAGUACGUUUCUAGUAUAUUAGUAGAAAGUUUGAAUUCGUUGACCGACCAAUUGGAAUCUAUGAACGCAUCUAUCGGUGUCAAUGGGAAAUUGAACAUUAUUGAAAAGGAGAUAAAAAUCAAGUUACAAAACACGGGAGUGAACACUAUCGUGCACUUGAGCCCCACUUCGAACAAUCAAAUAAUAUUUGGUCAAGAGGAGCUAUGUAGCAGCGAGGAGCGGCGCGAGGGGCGCGGCCAACCCGGCGCGCCCUCGCCGGCGCCGCGAGACGAGUCCGCCGCCGCCGCUGCCGCCGUCGCCGUCGCCGGCCACUCCACGCGACCCGAAAUAGCGCACGACUCCAACAGAGCAGUCUUGCAACAAAUACAAAGACUGUUUCAGGAUGACUUUCAACUGUUAGAACGCGAUGCGCGUUAUUCUAAUGAAAGUAUGUCUAGUAUAUCUCACAUAGAGAUAUCUAAGGCUGAUGUCUAUAUGGAAAAUGAACCCGUGUCUUAUUCGACGACAGCAGAAACUAUCAAAAAUCCUGCGAGCUCCGAGGCCUCGGAAGUGAUAAGCGGAGUCGGAGCAGGCAACUACUAUGAAAACAUCGCCGACAACGCGCUCGUUGCUCGCUUUUCAGCUUUUCCUCACACGGAGUCGAUGGUCGUAAACACUUCUUCCUCGGAGGAUCACGACCUGCACGGUUCCGAAUGUGCGAGUCUCGUGGACAGCUUAGACGAUCCCAAUUCGCCGCGAUUGCUCGCGUUCAGCAAAUCCACUGGCAGGAGAAGCGAGCUCGUGAGAUCCUCUAUCGAUGUCUUAGAUUUGUUGCCCGAAAACACAUGUCGAACAGAGAGUGCCGCUUCUAAAGACAAAAGUGAAGCUUUUUUUGUCACAAUUAAAGAUGAUCAUUGUGAAUAUGAACGCGAAAAUAAGGAUAUUGUAGUGGCUGAUCAUAUGCCGGAAACUAUAAAGCAAAGAUUGUACAGGAGACAUAGAAAUAGGGAACUCCGCCUGGAGCGAGCGCGGCGCAGCAAGACGCAGCAGCUGCGCCGCGAACUGACUCAACAGCGCCACGGCCACCAGUGCAGCGCCCGGAAGGAGAUAGACCGACAGGGUAUGUCCCUCAUUAAAUCGCUAAUCGAUGACGCCAUUUUAAAAAUAAUCCAAGAUGAGCUCAAAUGUAUGAGGAUAAAACAAAAGUCGGUCCUGAUGGUGUCGGCAAAGUCUGAUGAAUCCUUGUGUGCAAAGAACAGGAAGACAGACGUCGACCUUAUCAGUCAUUGUAAAAAAAUAUCUAAAACCAAUACAUCGCAGUCGUAUCCUGACGGUAUCGACAAAAGGUACAGGAAAGAAAAAUUCCAAAUACGAGGCAAAUUGUCUCUUCAGUCCUAUCCUUCAUCACCGCUUGAUGAUAGCAAGUCAAAAAGAAUUUAUCAAAAAUCCGAAAUACAUGAUGGAAAAAGAUGCAUUGAAAUCUUAGAGAUAUUAGAGUACGUCAGCAGUUCGGCGAGCUCCCCCGACACGUGCAACUCUGAAGAAAACCUCAGUGCUAAGGUCAAGAAAUCGCGAAUCCCCAUCCCAGUAUCUGACAGAGUAGGCUCCCAACAGAUUCAAACUAGUAAGAGCUCAGCCAAUUCAUCUGAAGCCUCUUCCCCCAGCUUCCUUUACAACGAGGAGAAUAUGAACAUACAUUCACCAAGUACAGCGCGCGAGUUGAGUGUGAGGACGGACGCGCGAGCCGAUGGCGCCACUGUCACUGUCCGGCGGCGCACCGCCGUGCCCCACUGCGAACCACGAUCUCGAUCAAACUCUCUUCGCUUUAAACGUAUAUUUGAUAUGAUACCAGAAGAAAAAAGCAUCGUGAGUAUGGAGACGAAAAAUGAAGAUCAUACGUACCGGCGCCUCGCGUCGUUACCAUCCUUGAACGACGACCCGUCUAACGCUGAAAAAGGCUAUAAUACGGAAGAAGCUCUAAAAAUUUGCCGCACGUCUGUCGGAACCGUGAGUGUAAACUUGACCGCUGAUCCGACGAUUGGAAAAGAGACGAGGAGCGCCGGUACUUCUCCCAUGCCCAGUGGAAUAGUACAUCGCAGUGUAUUGACGCAAACCCACGCUGCAGGGUCAUCGACUUCGCCUAACCGAUCUGUAGCUACGAGUCCUAUUAGAAAUAUGUCCAUGUCUACACAGACUCUCUCGCCUCCGCGAAAAAGUGGUUCGAACCAAUAUCCAAAGAUUAAAUUCCAACAGCAAGUUUCGCAAACUUUGCACCGUCGUCGAGAGCAAUCGCGCGAGUCGUGCGCCCAGCAGCAACCGCAGCCGCCGCAGCCGCCGCCAGGUGGAGGAACAGGACGUAGGGAGAAGAAAGGUCGACACAAUGAAGUAUUACGGCUCCCGCAGUGCGGCGCGGGGCUGGGCAGUACGGGAGGCACGGCGGACUGCUCCAGCUCCAGUUCGAGCGAGUCGGGUGGGCUGCUGUGCGCGUUGGCGCCAGGCUGGCUGCAUGCGCGUCGCCGCCGUCGCCGCCUCGCCAGCGACGCAGGGCAGUGGGCGGUCACCGUGGCCGGCUCGUGCCGCGCUGCGCUGCCGACCGACGUCGAGAUGAGACUGCGCUUCCCGGACACCGCGCCCGCCGCCUGCGCACCUCCACCACCCGCUGCGCCGCCGGCCCAGCAUCUUUGCCGAGCUGAGAGACGCGGCUCGCGCAGGUCGACGCCUCCCGCCCGCGUCGCGCUCGCGCUCACCAAGGAAGCCUCAGAUUCUUCAAUUCUUGCGUCGAAGAGUUUGAAGAAGUCAGUGGACUCUCUGCCCGACGUGGAGACUUUCCGCGCCUCUCGCACCAGCACCAAGCAAUCCGUCAAGACGCGGCGUUGCUCCCUGGCCUGUUGGCUGCCCCACCAGCCGCACGACGCCGCGCGCCCUUUGCCAAGUGAGGCGUUGUCGGUAAGAGGCGCCGCCAUCGUGCCGUCACGCAAGCCGCGCGCCCCGCGCCCCCCGCGCCCUCCGUGCCCCCGGCGCCCCCAUCGUCCGCCGCACCUCCCGCGGCCCGCCGACGCUAGUAACCACCGCGACCUCUGCGACCUUUACGACCACCACCUUGCAUAAAAUGUGACAUGUAAAGUAAAUUAUGAACGAGCAAAAUA
This is a messenger RNA of Papilio polytes (common Mormon), 4192 nucleotides long. RefSeq lists its product as uncharacterized. NCBI's taxonomy places the organism in Eukaryota, Metazoa, Arthropoda, Insecta, Lepidoptera, Papilionidae. Bases 147 to 4154 code for a protein of 1335 amino acids. The record is from RefSeq and is a predicted model, not a curated record. The transcript is spliced from 10 exons.